CUGUGUCAUCUGUAAUUCCAAAUUCUAACUUCGGUUUUCGAAGUUGCGCCUCGGGAGUCGGUUUUUCUUUGUUUAUUUCUUAAAUUUUAUUAUUUUUAGCGAUUCAUUUCCGAAUAAAGUAUGAUGUUAUUGUCAAUUAAAUCAUGGUUGUCUUUUUUCAUUCAUAUAUCGUUAUAGUUAAUUGUCGUUGUGACCCAAAUUAAGAUGAAAUCAGAAAAUUCUGCUAAACAGAGAAACCCAUUGGUGUUUUUAGAUAUAUCAAUCGAUGGCGAGACAGGUUUGUGUGGCUGUGAAGCUGGCCGAGUUGUUAUAGAAUUAAGAGAUGAUAUUGUUCCUAGAACAGCCAAAAAUUUUAGAGCUCUGUGCACAGGAGAGAAAGGGAUUGGUAAAUUAGGAAGACCUUUACAUUAUAAAGGUGUUCGCUUUCAUAAAGCUAUUACACAGUUUAUGGUUCAAGGAGGUGAUAUUAUUAAUGGGGAUGGUACAGGUGGUGAAAGCAUAUAUGGAACAACUUUUGAAGAUGAGAACUUUAUUCUUAAGCAUGAAGCGGGUGUCUUGAGUAUGGCGAAUUCGGGGCCCAACACCAAUGGCUCUCAGUUCUGUGUGACGAGUGUGCCCUGUCCCCACCUUGAUGGAACUAAUGUCGUCUUUGGACAGGUGUUAGCUGGUCUUAGGAUUUUGGAGGAAGUUCAGAAAACGGCUGAUGACUUUCGACCCACCGUUGAAUGUAUCAUCGAGGAUUGCGGAGAGUUAAAAGACGAGCCGUGGGACGUCCGAUGUCGGGAUGGCACGGUAGACCGUUUGCCCGAGUAUCCGGAAGACCUGAGGGAGGAGCUGAGUAUAGAAGAUCUGCUGGCUGGCAUCCUGAACGUGAAGUCCAGCGGGAACGCGCUGUUCGGAGCGGGCCGGUUCAAGGCCGCGGCUCGGAAGUACCUCAAGUGCCUGCGCUACUUGGAGCUCGCCGGGGACGCCGCCGCGAGCUCGUGCCGGACCCAGUGCAGCCUGAACCUGGCCGCGUGCUACUCCCGCCUGGGGCUGCACGCCGCCUGCGUCGGUCCCUGCUCGGAGGCGCUCCGCCUGGAUCCCGGAAACGGGAAGGCGCUGUACCGGAGGGGCCGCGCGCACUACGCCCUCAAGAACUACGAGGCGGCCCUCCGCGACCUCCGCGAGGCCGACAGGGCUUCGCCGCGCAACGGGGCCGUGCUGCGGCUUCUGGAAGAGGUGAAGGCGACCAGCAAGACCUACGACGACGUGCAGAGGCGGAGGCUGGCCAAGUUUUUUCGAGAGCGAGAGGGCGCCGCGGCCGCCCUCGGCCGUCACUGAGCUGCGGCUCGACGUGCUCAUCUAUCGCUACCGAUGACUGACGGGCCCGACUCGUAACUUAUUCCAGAACCGAACUCGUCUAACGUGUCGCGCGACUGCCUCAUAUUAAAGCAGUUUUGGGUUCGAACAAGAUCCGUUCGCAGCUUAAACGUCGAAAGCAUCGAGAGCAGUGCCUUAAACCGUUCCAAUUCCUUUUUAUGCCGAGUUUUCUCAUCGAGGUCUGCCAACAAUUUGCAAAACGAAUGAGCGAACGGGAAGUGCCAAAGAUACGAUCGUCACGAACUCGGUUGACCGCAGACGACCGAAAUACGUAUCAGAUAAUAAUGUAAAAAUUGUAAAUGUUAAGCUAAGUAAUUGUAAUGUUAGGUAAAUUAUGAUUUUUUGAUCUCUCACGUGUAUUACUUAAAAUUGUUAGUUAAUACUUUAAGACGGCUCACGUCAUGAGAUUUGACCGAACGCCCCGUCGCCCGAGCGUUCCUCGACAAGCUCGCGGCCAGGCGUUUUCCACGGAGCGCUGACUUUCACGAUUCACUUUACGUAUCGAGAAUAACGAAUCGAUAACACAUCGCACUCACUUUCAUUCCAACACAGCUUUUAGAUAAACUUACUUGUGACGUUAAUAUAUAUAUAUAUUAAUAAUAGGUGUAAGGGAUGACGAUCGAUGUACGUAAUUAUUGUUCCGGGGGUUAUCGACCGCGAAAGAAUACUUCUACUUCUCUUUUCACGCACUAGAAUAGUUUUAUACGUGACGUAAUAUACAAUUUUUUAUCUAAAAUAUGACUUUUAUUGUGUGAAAACGGUAACUUCGAUGGGCUUUUACUUUGAUGGAUGUCGAAUAAAACAAUAUUUUCCCAAUUAUUUUUAUUAAACACAAUAAAUACAGGCUUCAACGAAAUGAUAACAAACGGUGGACACGCGAUAGACGAGAGGACGGCGGACGAAUAAACAAUUCGGGGAUUCAAAUAAUAAGUUCCGGCCGGGGUGCGGAUGUCGUCCGGAACGGGACGAGGGAGAUAAAAGUGACUAGUAAAGUACGCUUACAAAUAAAAAUAUUUCUUACAAAAUUAGACAACACGAGUUUUCCCGAGCCGGAUCGAUCGCAGAGGUGUCGUUUGCUCGGAAGAACUCGCUUUUCAGUAACAUUUAAACGAUUAAAAAAUAAUUAAAGCGUAGAGAUUCGCGUCGUGACCCGAAA
Molecule: messenger RNA, 2518 nt
Organism: Pieris brassicae (large cabbage white)
Lineage: Eukaryota; Metazoa; Arthropoda; Insecta; Lepidoptera; Pieridae
Gene: Cyp40
Product: peptidyl-prolyl cis-trans isomerase D
Exons: 6
Coding region: 205-1323 (372 amino acids)
Biological process (GO): protein peptidyl-prolyl isomerization
Molecular function (GO): protein binding; peptidyl-prolyl cis-trans isomerase activity
Source: RefSeq, a predicted model, not a curated record